Ctenocephalides felis (cat flea) is the source of this 559-nucleotide messenger RNA. Its product is annotated as mortality factor 4-like protein 1. The record is from RefSeq and is a predicted model, not a curated record. Lineage: Eukaryota; Metazoa; Arthropoda; Insecta; Siphonaptera; Pulicidae. Gene Ontology annotation, biological process: chromatin organization; regulation of DNA-templated transcription. Gene Ontology annotation, cellular component: NuA4 histone acetyltransferase complex; nucleus.
GGGGUUGAAUCAGAAGAGCAGUUUAUGGCAAAAGUUGAAAUCAAAAUAAAAAUACCAGAUGAGUUACAACCUUGGUUAGUCGAUGAUUGGGAUGCAAUUUGUCGGCAAAGAAAACUGCUUGCAUUGCCAGCAAGGAAUACAGUUUCUCAAAUCAUUGAUGACUACAUCCAACAAAAACAAAGCAGCAAAUCUCACAACUCUAAUAUAGAAUCCGCUCUUGUAGAAGUAGCAAGAGGAAUUUUAGAAUAUUUUAAUGUUUUAUUUAGGUUCCCAAUUCUAUAUAAAUUUGAAAGACCACAAUAUGCAGAAAUUUUACAAAAUCAUCCCAAUACAAAGAUGUCUGAGAUAUAUGGUUCUAUACCUCUUUUGAGAUUAUUUGUUCGUUUGGGAUCAUUGCUAGCUUUUACUCAAUUAGAUGAAAAAUCAGUAGCAACUUUAAUGGUUCAUAUACAAGACUUUUUAAAAUAUUUAGUGAAAAACAGUUCAACAUUAUUUAAUAUGCAAGAUUUUGUCAAUGCCAGUCCUGACUAUCAUCGAAAAAUAUAGUUCUCAGUUUUAU